Molecule: messenger RNA, 5434 nt
Organism: Hemicordylus capensis (graceful crag lizard)
Lineage: Eukaryota; Metazoa; Chordata; Lepidosauria; Squamata; Cordylidae
Gene: COL16A1
Product: collagen type XVI alpha 1 chain
Exons: 70
Coding region: 449-5251 (1600 amino acids)
Source: RefSeq, a predicted model, not a curated record
CACAGAAUCGGCCUUGGGCUCUUCAAGGGAGGGGGGGGGAAUCGGUUUUCCACCUCAGGAGGUUGGAAAGCGAGGAAGAAGUCUCAAAGAGCAGCCAGUUGGGGUCUGAGAUGUCAGGAACUCUGUGAGGACGCCCUCCAGCCGACUCUGCCGCCAAGCCUGGGAAGAGCUCCCCCCCCCCAGCUGAUCCUGGCUCGCCUGCACUCUCUGUCUUGCACACAGACACAUCAGGACGGAGAGAGGGGGGGAGUUCCCCACAAGAGGAAAAGUUGGAGCCAGCGGCUGCCAGAUUUGGCGGUGACGUGGGCUGCCGAGGCUCUUUCUUGCUCGCUGGAGACAGGAUCGCGGGCUCCCGCCUGCCCCUCUUAGAACCAUGGUCAGCUGCUAGCACCUCCAGCAGGUGCCACAGCCCUGCCGUACCUGGGUCCCAGUCACCCCAAGAUCCACUAUGCAGGGAACCACGUUUUCCAUAUUGUGCCUGCUCGGCAUCUUCCUUGGCACGUGUAGAGGAGGAAAACCACUUGCUUCUCAUGAAGGGGAGAAGUGUCCACGGAUGCAGAAGGAGGGUCUACGACUAGACCAGACCAGCGACCAGUAUGUAAAUAUAACUGGAUUUAAUCUAAUAAAAAGGUUUGCUCUCUUGAAGACCUCGGCCAUCAAAAAAAUCCGCAACCCCAAAGGUCCUAUGAUCCUACGACUGGGCAACAUUCCUCUGGUCCGGCCCACUGAACAGCUGUUCCCCAUGGGCCUGCCAGAUGAAUUCACUCUAGUGAUCACCUUGCUCUUGAAGAAACAGACCAGCAAAGAGAACUGGUACCUCUUCCAAGUCACCGAUCGUCAGGGAUACCCCCAGCUCUCCCUGGGGAUCAACAGCAAAGAGCAGAGUCUGGAGUUCCGGGCCAAGGGCCAGGAUGAGGAGUUCAUCAGUGCGGUCUUUGCCGGCAAAGGGGUCUCCUCCCUUUUCGACUUGAAGUGGCACAAGAUGGCCCUCAGCGUCCAAAGCCAGGUGGUCUCGGUCCACAUCGACUGCAGCUACAUCUCGUCUAAGCCCCUGCUGGCCCGGCACCGGCUGGUCGUGCAAGGCAACGCGUUUGUCGGACUGGAUGCUGUGCAGGGCGCUCCUGUGGCCUUUGAUGUCCAACAGCUGCACAUUUACUGUGACCCGGCCAUGGCCAUGCACGAGGGGUGCUGCGAGAUCUCUGAUAACGGGUGCUUUCCUGAAGCCUCCAAAACCCGCCGGGAUGUGGAAGUCAUGCAGAGCAACGACCUGAUUGAGAUCAACCCCCAGACAGAAGGCAAAGUCUACACACGUUGUUUCUGCUUGGAGGAGACUCAAAGCAAACAGGAGGAGCUGAGGACGACUGGGAAGGUUGGUGUGAAAGGUGACCCGGGAGAGAAGUGUCCUCCAUGUCCACAGAAGUCAUCCUAUGCAAAUGCCACGCUGGGUCCUCCUGGUUUAAAGGGUGGGAAAGGCGAACGUGGACCAGCAGGGACCUACGGACCUAAAGGGGAGAAAGGUGACCGUGGUGCUGACUGUGUCCGGAUCUCUCCUGAAGCCCCAUUACAGUGUGCUGUAGGCCCAACGGGGGAGAAGGGAGAGCGAGGAGAGAAGGGCGCUCUAGGAUUGACUGGAACUGUUGGACCGAAGGGGCAGAAAGGUGAGAAGGGAGACUACGGAUUUCAAGGCAAACCAGGGAGCCCAGGGCGUGAUGGCCGGCCUGGGGAGAUUUGUGUCGUGGGACCCAAAGGCCAGAAGGGUGACCCAGGGUUUGUGGGUCCUGAAGGGCUCGCUGGAGAGCCGGGACCCCCGGGGAAACCAGGCCUUCCUGGAAUUGGCCUUCCAGGAAAACCGGGUGAUCCAGGUGGCCCCCCAGGCCCAAGAGGAGAAAAGGGGGGUUCAGGACCACCAGGGCUCGUCGGCUCAACUGGAAAGCCAGGGAAACCAGGAGACCCAGGUCUGAAAGGAGACAAGGGGGACCCGUGUGAAGUUUGCCCCACCAUCUUUGACAUUCAAGGCAGUGGGAAACCAGGGCCCAAAGGGGAACCUGGGCCUCCAGGAAAGCCGGGCAAAUCGGACCAGCCUGGCCCUCUAGGACCCAAAGGCAAUAGGGGGGACCCUGGGAUAAAUGGGAACAAAGGAGAGAAGGGCGACCCAUGUGUGCCGUGCAGCCCUGUCGUCCUCCCAUCCUCACUGAGGCAAAAUGGCUCCCAAGGAGACUCUGAUCUACCAGGGGCUGGGCUGCCCGGAGUGCCGGGCCAGGUUGGCCUUCCAGGGCGACCAGGACACAAAGGAGAAAAGGGAGAUUCGGGAGCUGAAGGACCCACAGGCAAACCUGGAGUCCGAGGAGGUACAGGAGCCAAAGGCGAGAAGGGAGAUUCUUGCAUGCAGUGCUCUCCCUCUGCAGAAGAUGGGAAGACCAUCGCCACGCCAGGGCCUCCUGGAGAGAAGGGAGAACCAGGUCUUCCCGGAGUGGGGCUUCCUGGAAAACCGGGUAAAACUGGAGAAUCUGGGAUGAAAGGGCAGAAGGGCAAUGCAGGAAACCCAGGUGAUCCUGGCACACCUGGCACUGCCGGUUUGCCUGGCCUUGCUGGAGAGCCUGGAGUCAGAGGACCAUCGGGGGCCAAAGGCGAAAAGGGCGAUGCUUGUGACUCCUGCCCCAUCCUCAGCAUAGACCCCUCUGGUGCAGUCGGGAUCCCAGGAAAGCCAGGCUCAAAAGGGGACCGUGGCCUUCCAGGUGUGAGCCAGCCAGGCAAAGCUGGUAAACCAGGACUGCCAGGAAUUCAGGGACCCCCUGGCUUGAAGGGGCUGCAGGGGGAGCCAGGUCCCCCUGGGAAAGGAAUCCAAGGUCCAAAGGGAGAACCUGGGCAGAAAGGCUCACCAGGAAAUCCAGGACCUCCAGGACCUCAAGGGCCACCAGGAAGCAUUGGAGAAAAAGGAGGAAAGGGCUCUUCUGGUCCCAAAGGUGCCAUCGGUCCCCCUGGGCCACCUGGUGUUGGUAUCCCGGGCCUGCAGGGCCCAGAGGGCCAGCGCGGUUUCCCAGGAAUUCCUGGAUCCAGUGGUUUAACGGGUGAAAAGGGAACCAGAGGUGAGAAGGGAGAUCCCGGGGAAUGCUCUUGCCAGCCCAGUCCUCGCGUGGACAACUUCGGCCUGCCGGGAGCCCCAGGACUGUGGAUCGGGACUUCCCUGCAGCCUCAGCCAGGCCCUCAGGGACCGCCAGGUGCCCCGGGACCACCAGGCCCGCCAGGAGCCCCUGGAAUUCAGGGCAUCCCAGGACACAAUGGCUUGCCGGGACUGCCCGGGCCGGCGGGAGAAGUGGCACCACAGGAGGCUGAGGGCAUCGGUGUGCUUAAGAAUAUCUGUGGAGACUGUGCCCCCAUGCAGGCGAUCCAGCAGCCGGGUGGAGUCAAAGGGGAGAAGGGUGACCAGGGCAUGCCUGGAGCCCCUGGCAUCGAUAAUUGCGCCCGGUGCUUUGCCCAGUUCCCCAGAGCAGAGGAGGCUCGGGGCGAUAGCGACAAUGAUCGCGAUUGUGCCGGAGGCCCUGGCCAUCCUGGAAUCCCCGGCAUACCUGGAGAAAGGGGAGAGCAGGGCCCGCCAGGCUUAAGAGGGUCUCCAGGCCCUCCUGGACCAGCUGGUCUCCAGGGUGACCGUGGACCUGCUGGGUUCCCUGGAUCCAAAGGAGAAGCGGGCCCUCCCGGGCAGCCUGGCUAUCCUGGCUCCAUGGGCCCCCCGGGGCUCCCCGGUGCGAAAGGGGAACGGGGAUACGUAGGACCUCCUGGAGAGAAAGGGGAAUCGGGUCCUCCAGGCUUGGACGGUCCUGUCGGUCCCAGUGGGCCACCGGGUCCAAGAGGAGAGCGAGGGCUGUCAGGCAGCGCAGGAGAAAAAGGCGAUCAGGGAUUUCAAGGGCAGCCGGGCUUCCCGGGGCCACCCGGACCUCCAGGCUUCCCAGGAAAAGCGGGACCACCUGGGCCUCCAGGGCCCCAAGCCGAAAAGGGCAGCGAGGGCAUGCGCGGCGCCCCUGGCAUGACAGGCCCACCGGGGCCUCCAGGACCCCCCGGGAUACAAGGCCCAGCUGGCUUGGAGGGGCUGGAUGGGAAAGAUGGGAAGCCAGGCUCACGGGGUGACCCUGGACCCCCAGGACCUCCAGGAAUGAUGGGACCCCAUGGAUUCAAAGGGAAAACAGGUCAUCCCGGUCUCCCUGGGCAAAAGGGCGAUUGUGGCAAUCCGGGACCACCUGGCAAUCCUGGCCGAACGGGGGCUGAGGGAGAGCCAGGGCCUCUGGGACCUCAGGGCAGACCAGGGCCUCCUGGUCACGUUGGUCCUCCUGGAAGCCCUGGGCAGCCAGGCCCAGCUGGACUUGCUGGGAUGGGACUGAAGGGUGAGAGGGGAACUCCUGGAGAAAGAGGCAUGGGUGGGAUUCCAGGCCAGCCAGGCCCACCAGGCCAUCCAGGCCCACCGGGUGAGCCAGGCUCGGAUGGACAAAUGGGGAAAGAGGGCCCAUCUGGAAAACCAGGCCUUGCAGGACCUGCUGGACAGAAGGGUGAACCUGGAGUCAUGGGGGAGAGAGGGAACCCUGGAGAGAAAGGCAGGGCCGGGAUGCCAGGGGGCCCAGGGAAGAGUGGCUCGAUGGGCCCCAUUGGACCCCGUGGCCCUGCUGGGGAGAGAGGACAGCCUGGCUCUCCUGGUCCCUCAGGGAGCCCCGGGAACCCAGGAUUGCCUGGGACAAUGGGAGAUGUAGUCAAUUAUGAUGAAAUCCGCAGGUUCAUCCGACAAGAGCUCAACAAAAUGUUUGACGAACGGAUGGCGUAUUACACCUCUCGAAUGCAAAUGCCCGUGGAAUUGGCCUCUCAGCCAGGAAGGCCAGGACCCCCUGGCAAAGAUGGAGCACCUGGGCGGCCAGGGUCUCCUGGCUCCCCAGGAAUGCCAGGACAGAUUGGGAGAGAGGGACGGCAAGGAGUGCCAGGAAUGAGAGGUGAGCCCGGUGCCAAAGGUGAAAAAGGAGACAAAGGGGUUGGAAUCAUGGGGGAGUCUGGGCCCCCGGGCCCUCCAGGGCUCCAGGGACCACCAGGAUAUGGCAAGAUUGGUCUCCCAGGGCCUAUGGGUCAACAGGGCAUCCCAGGCAUCCCAGGACCUCCAGGAGUUACAGGGCCUCCUGGAAAGGCAGGCCACUGCAACCCUUCAGAUUGUUUCGGCAUGAUGCCUCUGGAGCAGCCGAUGUACCAACCCAAAAACAUGAAGGGGCCUUUAGGCUAAAAUGCCACAUAGACCUCCUCCUCUUCCCACAAAGGACUCCAUUGGGAACAGCCAAAAUCUGGUCCUCGCGACUGGUCGUGAAUUAUUUUUGCAUUGCUGUUAAUAUUUUGACUAUGUAUUUUUUUUGUUAAUCCAGUGGGGUUCACCCUUUCAUGAUGGCAUUUAAAAAAAAAUCCAUGUGUG